AUGGGUUUCGACUACGCGCUCGUUCAUCUCAAGUACACGAUCCCCCCGGCCGUGGGGCUUACCUGGCUCUAUCGCCCUUUCUUCACCAAACUUGACGUGUACAAGGUCGUUUACCUGAUAUUGGUCGCUGUGCUGUCGACCAUACCAUGGGACUCGUACCUUAUUCGCACCGGGAUCUGGAGCUACCCCGCCCAUGUCAUUGUUGGACCCAAGCUGCUGGAUAUCCCUCUAGAAGAGGUCUUUUUCUUCGUCGUGCAGACAUACAACACAUCGGUCCUCUAUCUUCUCCUCAGCAGGCCCACCUUUCAGCCCGUCUACCUCAGCCCUGAACGCGGCGCAUCCGGCCAUCGAUGGCGAUACACCAAAUUUGCUGGCCAAAUCUUCUUUUUGGGCGUGAUUGCGUGGGGAUGGCGUUGCAUCAAAGAUGACAGCAAAGGAACUUACACUGGACUCAUCUUGAUAUGGGCCGGCCCGUUUCUGCUGCUGCUCUGGAGUCUUGCAUACCAAUUCAUCCUGGCGCUCCCUCUAACCAAUACCGCGGCACCCAUCAUCCUUCCGACACUUUACCUCUGGAUCGUCGAUACCUUGGCCUUGCGUAGAGGAACAUGGGUAAUCAACACAGGUACAAAAUAUGGCGUGCACUUAUGGGAUGGCCUCGAAAUUGAAGAAGCCCUCUUCUUCUUGGUUACCAACUCGCUUAUAGUAUUUGGUCAGUUGGCGUUUGACAAUGCUCUUGCAGUGCUUUACACCUUCCCGGCGUUAUUCUCGAAGCCCUCCCUGCUCCCAUCACCCAUGGUCUUGAUGCGCGCUUUGCUCACUUCAUGCUCCAAGUACGACGAUGCGCGCCUUGUAGGCCUUGGCGAGGCUGUGCAUCGUCUCAAGCGAAAGAGCCGUAGUUUCUACCUCGCCUCCGCAACGUUCCCUGGACCUUUACGGGCGGAUUUGUUGCUACUCUACUCCUUCUGCCGCGUUGCUGAUGAUCUGGUGGACAAUGCUUCCUCUGCCGAUGAGGCUAAGGACUGGAUAGCGAAAUUGCGCAAGUUCCUGAAUAAUACUUACAGCGAUUCUGCAUCUAAGCCUACUAUACAAGCCCAAGUCCGGGAAGACUUUCCGGCCGGCACGCAAUCUGCACUCCUGCAGCUUCCAGCUGCUAAGCUCUCGCACCAACCGCUGGAGGAUCUUUUGCGCGGGUUUGAGAUGGACCUUGCUUUCGACAAGGAGCCUCUGAUCAGAACCACGGAGGAUUUGCGUUUGUACUCGGAGCGUGUGGCGGGCACUGUAGCUCAAAUGUGCAUUGAACUCAUCUUCAACUGGUAUCCUAGCGCUUUACCUGUUGAAGAGCAACGGGCUAUAGUUACUGCUGGUAACGGUAUGGGCGUGGCCCUACAGUAUGUCAACAUCGCGCGCGACAUAGAAGUAGACGCUAAGAUUGGGCGUGUUUAUCUUCCUCUGAAGUGGCUUGCUGAAGUGGGGUUAAGUUACGACGAGGUAUUAAAGAAGCCAGAUCACCCGCAAAUCGAGGCCUUGCGUAAGCGUCUUCUGAAGGAUGCAUUCUCUCUAUACGAAGAGGCCAAAGAUGCGAUCGAGCGUUUGCCAAUUGAGGCGAGAGGCCCUAUCCGGGUCGCGGUUGAGAGUUACAUGGAGAUUGGAAGGGUCUUAGGACAGGACAACUUCAAAGUCAAAGCUGGACGUGCUACUGUGCCCAAGUCGAGGAGGAUAAUGGUCGCUUGGAGAACACUUAAUCGCUAA
Molecule: messenger RNA, 1749 nt
Organism: Alternaria arborescens
Lineage: Eukaryota; Fungi; Ascomycota; Dothideomycetes; Pleosporales; Pleosporaceae
Product: Bifunctional lycopene cyclase/phytoene synthase
Exons: 4
Coding region: 1-1749 (582 amino acids)
Biological process (GO): biosynthetic process
Molecular function (GO): intramolecular lyase activity; geranylgeranyl diphosphate synthase activity
Source: RefSeq, a predicted model, not a curated record